CACAAAUAAGCUAUGAUAUAUAUAUGAGACAACAAGCAAGUGGGAGCUAGCCUGAGAAUGACGAAACAGCAAGGAGCUCCUUUUGGCUCACGACGUCACGAUUGCCGCUGCCGGCGCCGCCACGAUGAAUGGCCGGCAAGUAUCAAACCCGAAACCAUCACGGACGACGGUGAAAGUAGGAUCUCCAGAAGAUACUCUGCUUCUCACGCAACCAGUUUCAGAGAAGAAGAAGAAGAAGAAGAAGACGAAGAUAAUAAGACCGUUAUCAAUCAUAAGUCGUCGGCCUCUUCGAGAUCAAACUUCACCAUUUCCAGCACCGUCUCUUCUCCGGGCUACAACUUCAAAGAAGAAAUCGACCUUUCCUCUUAUUCUUUUUCCUCCGCCCUCGGAGCGUUACAGGGGCGGAGAUGGGAGGGCACGGGCAGAGGAGAGGGAUUGGCGUUGAACUCAAAGUGGAACGAGGCGGAGAAAUACAUAUGCAAUCCGUUGUCAGGGGAGGUGCCGGUGGAAUGCCUCUCUGCAAACACACGGCUCCGCGGCGGAAGAUCCUUCCGGUCGUCGGACCGGCUAACCACCCGCCGCGGCCGCCGGAGUUCAAUGUCCGCCCCUCUCUUUUAUCCUCCCAAACCCCAUAAUCUACUGCACCACCCUCAUCAACCACACCACCAUCUUCUUCUUGGAAUCAUAACAGACAAAAACCCCGCCGCCCCCGGCAUUCCAAACAAUAUGCAGAAGGGGGAGAAAAUGGCAACAACAUGUCAUCAUCAUCAUCAUCAUCUUAUUGGUUCAAAAACAUCAAGGAAUUGUAGUCCAGCAGCAGCAGCCCCAACCCCAUCCAAUAUUAAUAUUCAAGAGAGCUCACCAGUAAUUAUGAGGACUCAUUCUCAUCCCUCCUCCUCCUCUACUGCAAAAGUACAAUCUCAUGAGGAAAAGAGAGAAGAGAUAAAAGGAGAGUCAAGGAAGGAGGAAGCUGCAGAGAUCACCGGAAAGAAUGAGUUGGGAGAGAAAGGGAAGCAAGAGACGGCGGCAGAGUCGGAGGAGCUUAGGCGGAGGAGGCCAGGAGGAGGGUGUUUGUUGUGGAGGCGUUUCUUGUGGAUGAGAAAAAGGGAAAGAGAUAAGGAGAAACUUAGAGGACCUACGAAAAUUAAGAAUAGUCAUUGUAGUAAGAACAUCUUUCUUUGCCCCAUUCAUCAAUGGUAAUUAAAAAAAGAUUAAAUUUUAUAGUUGGUUCUCUCUAAACAAUAAAUUUUCAUAUUUAGUCAUUCUAUCAAAUAUUACGUUUGUGAUACUUUUUCACAUAUUAUCUUUAUUGACUAUUUGUCAUGUUCAUGUUAAAUGAAGAUCGUGACAAAGGUAUAAUUUCAAUCAACAUGCGUAUUGAUAUAUUCUGAUAUUGAUUUGACGGACAAUAGAACAAUAAAGAUUAGCUAUGACU
This is a messenger RNA of Cuscuta campestris, 1435 nucleotides long. The record is from the annotation of a GenBank genome assembly. Lineage: Eukaryota; Viridiplantae; Streptophyta; Magnoliopsida; Solanales; Convolvulaceae.